Entrophospora sp. SA101 is the source of this 1461-nucleotide messenger RNA. The record is from the annotation of a GenBank genome assembly. NCBI's taxonomy places the organism in Eukaryota, Fungi, Glomeromycota, Glomeromycetes, Entrophosporales, Entrophosporaceae.
AUGGAGAAAAUCCCCACAAUAUCCGGUGACUGUUAUACAAGUGAAAUUGCAGAUGAAAUCGAGGGUUUUCCGUUCAAGAAUCAAUUGAAACAGCAAAACUACAAUUUGCAAUCUGCUAAAAUCUGCGAGAGCCGAAACAAAGGAGCUUUUCGAGAAACUGGGGACCAGAAACAAGAACAAUGUAUUGUUCUAGAAAUUCCUGAAAAACUAGAAUUAAGAAUUUCAUUUCCACAAACUAUUCAACAACCACAAAUACAACAUAAUUCAGCAACAAACACAAAUAAUAUAAAUAACUUUUUAAUAAAUAAUACUACAAACUUAUCUGACACAAUAACUACGCCUAAUUUUUUAGGUGACAACUUAAAUACAGCUUCUGAAUUUGGUACUUCUUACACACUAACCGCUGCUACUCCUACUGUGCCAACGGUUGGUACACCUUCAACUCCAUAUUUUAGUACCCCAUAUAUAAGUACUUCUCAACUUAGUCCUUCAUAUAUAAGUACCCCUCCAUAUAUAAAUCCUGCUGAGGAAGCAGAUUAUAACUCAAUAAACGAUAGCGAUCCAAAAAUAUUUGAUAAUUCUGGUCAGAGUUCCUCCUGGUUUAAUUUAUUUCCUACAUCACAAGACUCUCAACAAAUAUCACAGUUAGGAGAAGUAACAGAAGAAGAUAUAUUACCGAGUCCUCAAUCGUAUAUAAAUAUAACUGAACAAUUACAACAGUUACAUUUGCAACAACCGCAGUACCGUCAAUUUUCUUGCUCUUCGACUCCUCUUAUUCUUAAUUUUGAUAAUUUCAGUCCAAUAAUAAUGGAAAUGGACGAAGCUCAUAAUCCUUUAUCAAAAUCAAAUACAAUUAAUAAUAAUGAAAUUCAUGAUAACGAUCAUAGCCUAAAUCAUAAUAAUGAUAAUAUCAAUACUUCCAAUCUUAAUAUAAAUCCAACAUCAUCAGAAAUUGCAACAACUUCUUCUUCUCCAACAUUAACUUUCUCACUUAUUAAAAGAGAAGAAUCAAACAACAACAAUAAUAUUGAUGAAACUACUAUUUCGCUAACACAAAAAAUCCUAUCAUCUGCAUCACCUUCCACGAUAUCUUCAAAUCCUGGUGGUAUGAUAAGUACGGUUCAUAAUAAUUCCAGAUUAAUGGUUGCUAGUGAUGGAAGCGUUGGUGUUAAUACUAUUGCUGCUACAUCAGCAUCUGAUGCUAUCAGAAAACAUGAAAAUCAAUUAGAUCAUUUAACAGCAGAGCAAGAACAACAACGUAAUAAAAAACGUCCGCGUACAAGUCCUUUUGCUUGUGAAUAUUCAAAUUGCGGUUCCAGAUUCACUCGUAAACAUGACUUAAAGAGACAUAUCAAUGGCAUUCAUAAAGGCGAAAAAGUACAUGAAUGUAGUGUCUGUAGAAAACCCUUUUCUCGAAAAGAUGCUUGGAAAAGACAUGUUACAACUUGUGGAAAAAUCUAA